Messenger RNA from Physcomitrium patens, 5671 nucleotides. RefSeq names its product ABC transporter C family member 8. Gene Ontology annotation, cellular component: membrane. NCBI's taxonomy places the organism in Eukaryota, Viridiplantae, Streptophyta, Bryopsida, Funariales, Funariaceae. The record is from RefSeq and is a predicted model, not a curated record. Gene Ontology annotation, biological process: transmembrane transport. Gene Ontology annotation, molecular function: ABC-type transporter activity; ATP binding; ATP hydrolysis activity.
GACCGCGCGAUUUUUUGAUCAGAGCAUAGUUCCACAUUCACGUGCCUCAGACGCCACACACGCACACACACACCAGGUCAGGCGGAGAGUGAGUGAGUGCCGCGAGAGAAUCGCAGUUUUUGGAUGUUUCGGGGACGCAUCUGCAGGACGGCGGGUGGGGGUUACUAUCCCACCUUAAAUUCCUCCUCAUUCACUCACUCACUCGCUCACUGCGCGACCUGUAUCCCCCGCCCCUACGACUAGCCGAAGCUGCUUCUGCUGCCAGGCAACACUGAGAAUACGGAAGGAGAGUGUUGGAGUGCUGUGGGAGGCGUGAGGGCCGUGACGACGGAGAUAGCAAUGGUCUAGUGUGAACGAAGCCGUUUUGUUUUUUGCUUUUGGCCUGAGUUGUCUUGUGUUAAGGGCGGGGGCCGUAGCGUGGUACUUCUAACGAGAGAGGUUCACAUUAUGGUUGGUUGGCUUGCUGCUCUUGGAGACAGUUUGUUGGACGUGAGAGACGGUGAGUGAUGUGGCUUGUCAUUCCAGAGGUGUACACGAAUUCGGCAAUGGAGGCAGGCAGCGUGAGCAAUGGUUGCAGAAUCAACUUUUCACGAAUUGGAAAGGAUUUCUUCAUAAUGGCGAGGUGUCCGUGAAGCGCUUACGCUGGGGUGCGUGACGUCCUGCUAUCAUGUUUCAACGGAAAUCGGAAUGGUUGCAUUUGACAAAUUCUUCAUAUCGGUGAAGAAAUCUCAAUGGGAAGUGUAUCUAAGCUAUCGUCAAUGGCAGCUUUUCAAAUUGAAGAUCCUUGGAGAUGGUUUUGUGGUGCCAGCAAAUCACCGUCCGAUGAAGCUCCGUCUUGCUCGAAGAGCAUUCACCUCGUUGGAUUAAUGAAUGUAUAUUCUAGGGCUCCAGAAUCAGUAUCUUCCACAUGUAUUCAGCAUGGCAUUGUGUGCUUUGGCCAGAUUCUCCUGCUUUUCGUCUUCUUCAUCCUUCUCGCCACCUCAAACAGCAUUCCCCCAGGUGCCUUGACUGGCGCCGACUUCAUCUCGACUUUCGAAGUAGGCUCCAUUUUGUACAAUGUCACUUCCGUCCUCUCUGGGCUCGUUGGAGUAGCACACGUUGUGGUUGGAAUGUACCUCUACUCUAGAGUAGAUUUCCUCGCUACACAUGAGGAGCUGUACUUGUUGGUGCAAGGGCUAGCCUGGUUCACCAUCGCCAUUUCCUUGCGAAUCAGGCUACGGAAUCCAACCAAGCAAGUCGCGUACGUGUGGUGGAUACUCACAUUCCUGCUCACAAGCCUAACCGGAGUUCUCAUUCUUAUCAACCUUAAUAGUCGCGUCACCAUUCCUUUGCUCGAGCUUUUCCUAGUAGUGGCGUCGUGGCCUGUGGCUUGUCUCCUCUUAGCAUGCUCUAUUCGGGGCGAGAGAUGGAUAGCUCUUGAGCCGGAGGUACAGCAACAAGAUGGUCUCACUGAGCCUCUCCUCAUCGGUGUUGCAGCAAACCGACCUAGAGAGGUGAAGAACACUGAGGAAUCAUUCUAUGCAACUGCAAGCCCAUUUAGUGCUUUGAUAUUCAAGUGGUUGGAUCCUUUCCUUGCUCUUGGAUACAAACGCCCUUUGGGGCUCAAAGAUGUUCCCUACUUGAACAAAGACCUUCAAGCACAGAGUGCUGUGCAGAAGUUUCUCGCGGCGUGGAACUCGCAAAAAGAACGUCACCCACAGGAGGAGCAGUCUGUGUUUUGGGCGCUUGCUACUGUGUAUUGGAAGACGAUGGCAUUUAAUGGUUUCUGUGCUCUGGGGAAGACAUUAACCCUUGCUUCGGGACCCAUUUUUCUCCAUUUUUUUAUCAAAUUUGAAGGUGGUGAGAGGUUGUUUAAGUAUGAGGGGUAUGCUCUUGUAGCAGCUCUCUUUUUCAGCAAGGUUUUGGAGUCUAUUUUUCAACGACACUGGUAUGCCGGAGCUAGGAUGGUGGGAAUGGAGCUGAGGUCUGGUCUUAUUGCUCUCAUUUAUGAAAAGCAGCUCAGGUUAUCCAACACGAGUCGGGCAAGCUAUGCGGCUGGUGAGGUUGUGAACUAUGUGUCAGUGGAUUGCUACAGGCUGGGUGAAUUCCCUUGGUACUUUCACCAAAUUUGGACCACCCCACUCCAACUUAUGCUUGCAUCUGUUAUAUUGUUCUAUUCUCUUGGGUUAGCCGCAUUCGCUGGAUUGGCAGUGAUUGGCAUCACAAUGGUGCUAAACAUUCCAUUGGCACGAGUUCUCCAGAGGUACGAAGUCAAACUAAUGGGAUCUCAAGAUGAGCGGGUCAGAGCUUCGACUGAAAUACUGAAUGGUAUCAAGGUUAUAAAGCUCCAGGCAUGGGAGGAUUAUUUCAAAAUGAAGAUGAUGAAGCUGCGUGAAAAUGAGUUUCAAUGGAUAUCAAUCUCAAACAAAGCACGGUCGCUGGGUACAAUCUUGUCCUGGAUGGCACCCGUCCUUGUUUCUUCUCUCAGCUUUGGGGCUUACGUUUUUCUCGGCCACAACCUUUCUCCUGCUGUAGUCUUCACCUCCCUCUCUGUUUUCCGCAUCAUCCAGGAUUACAUCCGUUUGGUUCCUGAUCUUCUUGCGAUCAUCAUCCAGGCUCAAGUCUCCCUCGGUCGGAUUGGAAGCUUCUUGAGCGCCGAUGAGCUGGACAACUACGUGGAGAAAACAGAAAACGCUUCAUAUGCAGUUGAGAUGCAUGAUGUAACUCUCAGCUGGCAACCUGGGGCGAAGGUUAAGCCAACUCUGCGUCAUAUUAACUUCACUGUUAAGCCAGGAGACCACGUGGCUGUCUGUGGGACGGUCGGGUCAGGGAAGUCGACGCUGUUGUAUUCUAUCAUGGGAGAAAUUCCAAAAGUUUCUGGAAGGAUAAUGGUAUCAGGGAAGAUUGCAUACGUUUCCCAAUCAGCAUGGAUCCAUGGCGGCACUAUACAGGAGAAUGUCCUCUUUGGACUCCCAAUGGAUUCCAUGCGCUAUCGUUCAUCACUGACUGCGUGUGCGUUAGUCCAAGACAUAGCUCAAUUUUCUUUAGGGGAUCAAACGGAAAUCGGAGAAAAGGGUAUCAACCUGAGUGGAGGCCAGAAGCAACGAAUUCAGUUGGCAAGGGCUGUGUACGCCGAUGCUGAUAUUUACUUACUGGACGAUCCAUUUAGUGCACUUGAUGCACGUACUGCUGCCAUGCUCUUUAAGGAUUGUUUGAUGGGUGCGCUGCGGAAGAAGACCGUCAUCCUUAUCACACAUCAAGUCGAAUUUCUUCAUGCUGUCGAUCUCAUUCUGGUUAUGGAAGGAGGUGAGAUAACAGAAUCGGGAAAGUUUGACGCUCUUCUUGAAGAGGGCCGUGGUUUCAAGCAACUCGUGAACGCAUAUGAAGAUGCCAUGGGCACUGUCUACCGCGAUAUCGACGAUAAUGUGAAGGAAGAACUUGGGAUAGACGAGUCGAAGCUGAACGGAUCCGAAUCUAAAGGUGAGGUGAUUUUGAGAGAGUUAAGCCGAGCAAGGUCAAGGAUGGGCUCUCAAAGGGGAAGAGAGCCCCCAGUCGAAGUCGCUGCAUCACAAUUGACGCAGCAAGAAGAGCGUGAAAUUGGUGACCAAGGGUGGUUCAUCUACCUUGAGUACAUCCGCGUAGCCAAGGCUUGGUUGUUGUUCUGGCUGGGAAUUAUCUCCCAAGGAGUCUUCGUUUUGAGCCAAGUUGGAGCAAACUACUGGUUGGCAACCAGAGUGACUGACCCUAACACAAGUGAUGCCAAGAUUAUUGGCGUGUACUCAUCUAUAUCCAUCGUCAAUGGAAUUUUCGUGUUCUUGAGGUCGCGGAUUACUGUUUAUCUGGGUUUAUGUGCAUCAACCAACUUCUUUCGAUCGUUGAUUGAGUGCUUGUUCCGAGCUCCCAUGCUGUUUUUUGACUCAACUCCCAUGGGAAGAAUUCUUGCUAGGAUGUCAUCUGACAUGAGAAUGGUGGAUAUUGACAUCCCCAUUGCUUUUGAGUUCGUCUCUCAAACCGGCAUCGAAAUUACAGGUGUAAUUACAAUAAUCGCCAUCGUCACAUACCAAUUUCUUAUCGUCGCUCUUCCCCUACUCCUUGUGGUUAGAUGGUUACAGAGAUAUUAUUUGACUUCUGCACGUGAGCUGAUGCGAAUGAACGGCACCACAAAGGCAGCAAUUGUAAAUCAUUUUAGCGAGACAAUUAGCAGUGCAGUGAUAAUUCGUGCUUUUGAGAAAGUUGCUCAAUUUAAGAAGAAAAAUUUGGAGCUGGUUAAUGUUGAUGCCAGUAUUUUUUUCCAUACUUUCAUUGCGCACGAAUGGCUUGUCCUGCGAUUGGAAACAUUAUGUGCAGUGAUUUUGGCAUCAUCUGCCUUACUUAUGGUUGCCCUGCCCUCGGAUGCUGGUGGUGGUGGAUUUGGGGGACUAGCACUCAUACACGGUUUGACAUUGAAUUCUGUUUUAGUGUUCUUCAUUCAGUGUGUUUGCCAGCUGGCAAACAAUAUCACUUCUGUUGAGCGUAUCCGGCAAUACAUGAAAAUUGAGAACGAGGCUCCUGCCAUAAUUGAAGAAUGUCGUCCUGCUCCUAGUUGGCCAAAUGAAGGCAAAGUGGAGCUGGAGAACUUGCAGAUUCGACAUAGUCCUGGAGCUCCUCUUGUUUUGAAGGGUAUUACAUGUACUUUUCAGGGAGGACAGCAAGUGGGUAUUGUUGGUCGGGUCGGUUCCGGAAAGACCACACUUAUUAGCGCUUUGUUCCGCCUGGUGGAACCCGCUGGAGGGCGCAUUCUUAUCGACGGGCUUGACAUCACGAGCAUUGGUCUCCGUGACUUGCGAUCUCGUUUGGGUAUCAUUCCUCAAGAGCCUAUUCUCUUCCAUGGAACUGUGCGGUCAAAUUUGGAUCCUCUCGGCGAACAUGAAGACAGGGAUAUUUGGAAUGUAUUGGAAAAGUGUCAACUAGCAGAUGUUAUCCGGUUCAUGCCUGAGAAGCUCGACCUGCGAGUAACUGAUGACUGGAGUGUUGGUCAAAGGCAACUCUUCUGUCUCGGGCGGGCACUGUUAAAGCAUAGCCGCAUCCUUAUCGUUCAUGAAGCCACAGCAUCUAUUGAUUCCAACGCUGACGGAGUCAUUCAGAAGUUGAUCCAAUAUGACUUCAAGGAUUGCACGGUGGUCACUGUGGCCCACCGGAUUCCAACUGUCGUUGACAGUGAUAUGGUGUUGGUUCUUGCUGAUGGGGCGUUGGUGGAGUACGAUACCCCACUUCGGCUUCUCAAUAACUCCAAUUCCUUGUUUGCGAAACUUGUGAAUGAGUAUUGGAAAAACUCCCAAUUUUAGGUGUGGGUUCUGAUGAGAACUGCCGAAUGCUAACCGAGGGUUUUUGAGCCUAUUUGAGGGCCAAUGACCUUGUAUUUAUGCCAUUUGUAAAGCCCUACUACAAAUUACGCUUUUAGUAGAAUUAGCAUCGUAGUUAUCCUGGCACGAUCAAUUAUUAAAUUGUAAUCGGCAUAGAUGGACCAAGUUUGUUGCAGAAGUGCUUGCAACCUGAGUAGACAAGAACACAACUGCUUAUUGUAACACUAUUUCAAUAGAUCUGAGACCAUGAUGCCAUUCUGCCAAUCGCUCACUGGUAGUCUGGGUCAUUUGAGUUGUACCUGCCUGUUUCAGAUAACUUUGUAUCGGAAGAGAAUACGUUUUUUACCAGA